GAGGAGGGCGUGGGGAGAGGCGGCGGCGGCGGGGAGCGGGCGGCAACCUGGCCUGUCUGCCCCAGGGGCCGGGCCGGCUGUGUGGGGCGCGGGGCCGGGAGCCCUGCCGGCUCUCAUUAGUCAGCCGCGCGGGGAGGAGCCGGCUGACCUUACGCUGGCCCGGCCUCUGCGGCCAUUAGAGCUCAUCCCUCGGUGGCCGCGCUGCCUCCCAGUCCUCGAGCCUCAGGCCUUUACGCAGCAGAUAAACCGAACUCCAGCCUGAAAUUGAGGGUCCACGGCAGGAAAAAAGAUGCGAGCGUCCAUCACACUGGGCCAUCUACGUUGGCGAUGGAUACGUGGUCCACCUGGCACCCCCAAGUCAGAGACGCCGUCGUGGCGGCUGGCAUCGCCGGCGUGGGCUUGGCCGCCGUGGGCCUCAUCGGAGUCAUGUUCUCCAGAAACAAGCGGCAGAAGCAAUGAGUGGGAAGGGACCGUCCCAGCAGCAGUGGCUUUUGUACACUCAGGGGGUCUUGUCGGGCCGGAGGUGUUGAGGUUUCGGUUUGCGGAUUUCACGCUGUUUGAUGAUAAGGCUUAUUUUCGCAGGAUAAAAUAAAGCCCAGUAAGGGAGGAUUUUGCUGGAGGAAAUACAGCAGGAGCUGCCUGGUGUGAAGUGUGUCGAGCGCACAGCCGGGCCCUGUUCCUUGUGCCCUUGGACCCUCUGGUGGUCUUCCCUGCCUUUGUCUUUGCCGGCUGCGUUCUUCCCCUUGCAGGAAACAGGCCGACUCCUGAGCUCAAGUAAUGGGCAUCUCGGGUUGCAGGGAGACAGGCGAGCAGCUGGGGAGACGGACAGAUGGACGUGACCGAUGCGCGAGGACGGGACCCUUGGCCUGGAACUAGACCCGGGACGGCUUCUUCCGGGGCUCAGCAGCCGAGGUCUGCGGGUGGUCAGUGGAGCCAAAGCCCAAACCAAAGCCCGAACCAAACCUCUGCCCGAAGGAAACUCGGUGUGUGCUCUCACCGAUGCUGUGACAACCCCCCUCGUCUCCCCCUGCUCCCCACACCUUUCCUCUGCCUUGUCGCCCCCAGCCCCCCGCGCCCCCCUUUCCUGGCCACUCGGGCUGGCCGUGUCCCCCCGCCCCCGAGUCUCGGAUCUCGCACCCCUCCUGCGGCCCCCUCUUCCCGUGGCCCGUCCGCUCCACGCCCCCCAUCCACGGUGGCUCCCAGCUUUCACGCCCAGCCUGCCGCUUGGCCAGUCAGCCCUGCCCGCGGGGCCGGGUCACAGGGAAGCCUCAGACCCCGGCUGCGGCUGCCCCCACGGCCGGUCUCCCCUGGGGACGAGGGGAGCCACCUUCUGUGGCUUGAGGUCUGCCACGGCUGCUGGCCGGACUUGGCAGGUGUUCAGAGGGGCCACUUGUCUGCAGGGGGGCUUUCGCGGCCUCCUCAGAAGUACUCUGCUGGGGCCAAGAGGCCUGCCCUCCACAGGGCAAGGCUUCUCCAUCUGGUUGCAGAUCUGUCCUUUUGUCGGCCCUGCUUGCCCGGAGACCUUCGUCUGUCAGACUCCCGGACGGGACUUGCCCGUGGCUCCCUGCCAACUCCCUCCUGCUUGGCCGAGAUCCAGUCCAGGGUCAACUCGUGCCCACCCACACCCCAGCGUAGAGAUGAGAAUAGUUGUCUCCCAGUGCGGUUUCCUUUGUGUCUCAGCUCUGCUGAUGUAACAUCUCGUCCCAGUUCUCAAGCCCCCCAAAGCAGGGGACGUAGGCCAAAUUCGAAGGGCGGGUCCUCCCGAAGGCCCCCCUCUCACACGGCAUAAGGUGAGACGAUGGGGACGCAUGAGGUGGAAACCUUCAGGCUAAUUAUCGAGAACAGAGGGCCGAGGAAGGAUAAACACAAGAAAACAAAACGAAGACACCCGGUUCCAUUAAAAAAUAAAAAUUCCAUCCAAAAAAGUGGGAUGCUGUAGAAAUAACCAAACAAGAUAGAAAAAUUGGUUCCAAAUACAUUGAUCGUCACCAUAUAAACUGGCCACGUAAGAGAGACACCUUCCACUGGGUUGGAGACAGACACUGGGUUAAGACUGAUGUCUUAAAAAAAUGAACGCUAUCGAGGAGAAACACUGAGGGGGUGUGAAAUCUGUCCUCCGUUGAAAGACACGCUCGGCCCAAAGCAGCUAAAUGUGAAAAAACACCAGUGAAAGCAACUUGAGACAAUUGGGGGAAAUUCGAGUAUGGCCCGGGUAUUAACAUUAAGGAAUUAUUAAUUUUAUUAAGUGAAUUGGUUUUAGGCUUGUGUGAACACAUGACCUGAUUUAAAGAAACAGACGUAGGUGCGCCUGGGGGGGGGGGCUCAGUCGGUUGGGCGUCUGGCUCUUGAUUUUGGCUCAGGUCAUGAUCUCACGGUUCAUGAGUUCAAGCCCCGCUUCUGACUCCACACUGACAGUGCGGAGCCUGCUUGGGAUCCUCUGUCUCCCUCUCUCUCUCUCUGACCCUCUCCUGCUCACGUUCUCUCUCUCUCAAGAUAAAUAAAUAAACAUUGAAAAAAUAGAUGCAGAUCAAGCAAAUAUGACAAAACAGUAAAUUUUUUUAAUCGAGGCAGUGGGUAUAUUCAUGGUCAUUGUACUAGUCUUUCUAGUACUUUCUAAUGUUAAGAAUUUACAUCAUAAACCUUUUAAAAAUCUGAAAUUUGAACUUGGACAGUUAAAUAAGACUUUUGAACCUACUUCAAUAAAUAUAAUAAUUUUUUUUAA
Felis catus (domestic cat) is the source of this 2722-nucleotide messenger RNA. It is a transcript of the gene PLAAT3, whose product is annotated as phospholipase A and acyltransferase 3. The record is from RefSeq and is a predicted model, not a curated record. Gene Ontology annotation, cellular component: cytoplasm. Gene Ontology annotation, biological process: N-acylphosphatidylethanolamine metabolic process. The coding region runs from base 830 to 1789 and encodes 319 amino acids. The transcript has 4 exons. Gene Ontology annotation, molecular function: glycerophospholipid phospholipase A1 activity; A2-type glycerophospholipase activity. Lineage: Eukaryota; Metazoa; Chordata; Mammalia; Carnivora; Felidae.